AAUGAUUAUUUACAUUCUCUUUUUAAGAACAUUUGUUAUUCUACAAAAUCGUGAAAGUAGUAUUGAAAAAGUCGCAAAAAAACUUAUUUGUUUAGGUUAAUUUUAUCUCUGCGCCCUGAGCGACAAGCGACCACUAUCCAACUCAGUUUGACAGCCAACCGGCGUGUCGUUUUGUUUACAUUUUGUUUUCCGCUGCCACCAUGCAGUCCGGCAGUUUUUCCAAGUGAUUGCAGCGGGUUUCGUGCACAAAACUAUGACGAGCGAAGAGAACGGUGAUAUAAACGAUGUGUUUGAGGACAUUUUUCUCACCGAGGAGCGCAUCAUCGAGGAACACUUUCACCACGGGCUAGCGGACGGGCGGCAGGAACGGUCCGUACAGGAGGCGGAAGAUUACGGCCACAAGAAGGGUUCGGAAAUUGGACGAGAAAUCGGCUUUUAUCACACAAUCGUGACGGAGAUUGCCUCCCAGUCGGAGACGGCAGCGAACGAAAAGGCACACGCGCUGGUACAGGAGCUGCUGGCGGCGCUGGGAAAGUAUCCCCGCGAGAACGAUCCGGCCGUUGAUUUGCUGCACGAUUUGCAGCGCAUCCGGAACACGUACCGGCGGCUCUGCGCACUGCUGAAGCUGCCCUACAAGUACACGCAAACGAAUGGGCUUUCGUUUUAACCCGUCGCUGG
Messenger RNA from Anopheles coluzzii, 678 nucleotides. Its product is annotated as protein LTO1 homolog. NCBI's taxonomy places the organism in Eukaryota, Metazoa, Arthropoda, Insecta, Diptera, Culicidae. The record is from RefSeq and is a predicted model, not a curated record. The coding region runs from base 254 to 667 and encodes 137 amino acids. The transcript has a single exon.